This is a messenger RNA of Psilocybe cubensis, 978 nucleotides long. RefSeq lists its product as uncharacterized. Lineage: Eukaryota; Fungi; Basidiomycota; Agaricomycetes; Agaricales; Agrocybaceae. The transcript is spliced from 3 exons. The coding region runs from base 1 to 978 and encodes 325 amino acids. The record is from RefSeq and is a predicted model, not a curated record.
AUGCCUAUAGAUAACAAACCUCUUGCGCCAGAUGCACUUCUGUAUGAAGCAGAAGCCGCUUCAUUACCCUAUCUUGAUAUUAUUGCCCAGGCUCGGGAGGCGACUUUGUCCCCCUCACCACUGAUGCGUAUCUUGCACGAUCCUUCCCUUAUACCAUCUGGGUCUGUGGAGAACCUCAAAAAAGGGCAUAAGCGCCCAUCUCGAUCUCCCCGUCGUCGAGAGCACCGAGCUCCAGUUGUUGCUGCGAUUGCAAUUGCCGAAGAGGAACGUCAUGCAAAGCAUUUAAAAGGGCUUCUACGGGCAUCCAGUGACCAACUGGAGCGCGAAACGAGGAGGGCAGAUGAUGCAAUGGUAAGGGCAGAGUUUGCCGAGCGAGGAGAACGCGACGCACGAAUUCGGGCAGAAGUUGCAGAGGCGGCGAGAAAUGCAUUGGAAGAUGAGAGGAUGCGCCUGGAGAACGACGCCAGAGAUUACCAGAUGCAGAUGGAGGCAUCCCAGAGGGUGGCACGGCAAUUGGAAGAAGAUCUGGCAAAUGCACGAAGAGAAAUCGAAGAGUUGGAAUAUUCGGAAAGAAAAGCACAAGAAGCUCUCCGAAGGUACCAAGUAAUACUGCACGACAUGGAGCAGCAGAUCACACUGCGAGCAGCCGAGGCACAGAAAAUGAUAGACGAGUGUUAUGAAGACGGUAGAGAAGAGGGAUACGAGGAUGGGUAUCAGGAUGGCCUCGAGUCUGGAAGAAAGGAGGGAUGGAAAAAAGGGAAAAAAGAGGGACAAAGGCAGGGCAGAGAGCAAGGCCGUCGAGCUGAAAGACGAAACGCGUUGGAGGCGUUUGACAAGUUCCUCGUGGAAGAAACCAAUGACGGAGACGAAGAACAUAGGAGGGAGCGAACACGACGAUGGGCGGAAUCCAUCUACAAAGCAGAAAGAGUGCAAAACAGAGGCACUGGUCGUGAUGGCGGCGAAUUUGAAUGCGCCUGA